Rubroshorea leprosula is the source of this 1807-nucleotide messenger RNA. The record is from the annotation of a GenBank genome assembly. Lineage: Eukaryota; Viridiplantae; Streptophyta; Magnoliopsida; Malvales; Dipterocarpaceae.
GAGGAAAUUUCUUCAAAAGAAACAGUAAGUGUUGUGGGAAGUGAGGUAAUGCCUCUGGAGUAUGGUGGGAUGGACUCAGAGAGCAGUCCAUCUAGUUCGGAGAGGACAGUGGAGGUGGUGAGAGGAGAUGAGGUAGUGGGGGUUGGGGGGGAUAGUGUACCCAUCACUGUGGUAGAAGUGGAGGGUAGGAGAGAGAGGUGUUAUGAUGUAGAUGCAGACAUAGUGGAAGAGGUGAAGCAGUAUAGAUCUGAACUCGAGACCAGGGAUAGCCUGGGUUAUUUAGUGGAGAAUUAUGAGAUAUCAUCCCGAGUUCUGAUUAGGCCAGCUGGGGUAGAGGAGAGGGCGUGUUCUGCUCCUCGGGAUCAUUGGAUGCCCAUCGCAGAAUGCAUAGAAGCUGCUGAGCUUUAUGGGCCAAGCGCUUUAAGUGAAGCUGAAAUGGACAAAAUUUUGAGCGUUGCUGGAGGAGUGGCCAUUCCCAAGAAGCCAAGGAAGAAGUCAAAGACUUCAACCAAGCAAGUGGAUGAGGGAGGAAUUGGAAAGGAGGUAGUGCCCAGCACUUCAGCCGGGGUGGAGGAGGAGGUGCCACGGCUGGAGUUGAAGAGGAAGGGUAGGGAGGAGAGAGGGGCACUACAAAAGAAGAAGAAGGUUGUGGAGGAAGAGGAGAGGGGGAGUGAGGUUCCCCUAUUCAUACCUCGGCCUCCUCCUGUUGAGCUCGACUCUGAGCUUAAGGAGUUUGAGGGGGGGGCUGAGGUACGAGCUCCCGGUGAGGGAAAGGGCCUUGUUCCCCCGCUAUCCUUUCAGAGCAGCCUGUUCGAGGCGAAAAAUAUGACGGGGGCCAGGAGGUUCAUCAAUUCCACCUUCCUCGAAGUGGACAAGCGUCACGCACGGGACGAAGCUCUGAGGUAUUGUGGGGCUUCGAUGGUGAAGCAUGUUUUAGAGUGUGACCAGCUGCAGAAGGAAAAGGAAGAGCUGGAAAAGAAAAAUAAAGAGAUGCAAGAGGCGCUGGAUGAGGUGGUUCCAGCUGAGAAGGAGAUAAAGUUGAUGAAGGAGGCUGUGGUGGAGCUGAAGAAGAAUGUGCAGCUGAUGGUGCAUAAUGGGAUGGAAGAGCACAUCAGUAACUUCAUCAGCUCCAGCUCGUUUGACAACAUCGUCAACCUCUACCGGCUGCCAACUGCCAUCCUCGCCUUCACAGACUGCAGAAAGAAGGUGAAUGCUGAAUAUCUCGAGGUGGAUAUUACAAAGAUCACCUUCGGCGAGCAAGAAGAGGGAGUGGAGGAGAAUGGUGAGAGCAUGUCAGCAGACUUCCAUCCUCAGAUCAAACUGAGGUGGGAUCGUGAUGUAGACGGACGCACCGUUUUCCCUCCAAAUUUCGACUUCGAGUUCGUUGCAGUGGAGGAAGAAGAGGCAGAGGUAGAGGAAGAUGAAGUGGGGGCAAGAGUGGAAGGAACUGAAGUGGAUGAGAGUCAACCAGCUCAGCCAGUGGAGAUUCAUCCAGUUCCUUCUGACGAUGAGCAGCCUCCUCUACUAGACGAGCAGCAGCCAACACAGCCACCUCUUCCAACUGAGCAGGAGCCAGUUCAGCAACCUCCUCCAGCAGAGAAAUCAUUUUUUUUUUUUUAGUUUUCUUUGAUGUUGUUAUUGUAACAACAGUAAAACAAUCUGUUGUAAUACUUUUAUUACUUUAAAUGAAAAUUUUGUUUUGAAAUUAUGUGUUGUGUUUGCUUUACGUUUUUGUUAUUUUAUAUUAGUAGAAGAACUGAGAUUACUUUGGAUAUGUCUUGAAGGAAAGUAAAUUAUUUCAAAGAUG